Ceratitis capitata (Mediterranean fruit fly) is the source of this 3085-nucleotide messenger RNA. RefSeq lists its product as uncharacterized. The record is from RefSeq and is a predicted model, not a curated record. The transcript has 14 exons. NCBI's taxonomy places the organism in Eukaryota, Metazoa, Arthropoda, Insecta, Diptera, Tephritidae. The coding region runs from base 134 to 2929 and encodes 931 amino acids. Gene Ontology annotation, molecular function: protein binding.
AUUUGUUUGUGACCGAACUUUUCUCCAAGUGUAUCGUAAUAGAAUUUAUCAAUGCUGGUAACACUGAAAAGUAAAGCUUAUUCCCGUUAAUUUUAAUUAGAAAUUACAGACGUAAAACUAAUCAUUGACGAAGAUGCAUCGCAUUCCGUUGAUUUUACCUUCGCCCUCUGCAUACUGGGAUACAAAUAUGCCAGAAUAUAAGUUGCUUCGAAAUACUUUAAACGCAGAAAACAUUGAGGAAACUGAAAAGUUUUUAUCUAUUCUGGAUAACGAAGCGGAGGAGUUUCUUAUUAGUUACAAUUCUACGGCAGAAGAGCGUCUUAAAUGCGCAAUACAACUAUUGCAAAGUGUUAAUUUUGUACAGGGUUUGCGGUUACUAAAUAAUAUUAUAAUGCGUGCAUCCAAAGACAGCAAAUCAUAUUUACAAGCUUUGAGACAUCGAGGAUCUUGGCUUUUAAAACAAUUCGAACUUGAGGCUGGUAUAAAUGACUUUACAAUGUUUCUUUACUUAAAUGAACAAAAUCAAGAUUAUGAGGAAUUGUGUGAAGUCCACGGACUGAUUACUAUAUCAUCUUAUGUGAUACGACACUAUGAAAUGACGAAAAAGCAUUUACAUGCUUAUAACAAGUAUAAAGCAAAAUUACCCGAGGAAUUUUUCAAGAAAAGAUUUGAAAUUAUUGAUCUCAAUAUAAGGAGUUUUGAACAUGAAUUCGAUAACUUCGACCACGUGAUUCCUAAAUGUGAUAUAUCAUGGCAGGAUUUGCCAUAUCAAGGAUUCAAUAUCAAUAAAAACAUUGAACAAAUGUCUUCCGCGUGUUGUUAUGUUGAAUACUUGCACAAAAAUAAUUUAGUUUCCCGGGUUGUUUCAAACGUCGAUUUACCCAAGGCCAGCAUUGUUUUACUAGAAAAGCCGCUAUCUAUAAAUAUGAAUGUGUCAUUAGUUCAGUGCGAGUUUUGUUUGUAUCAUAGUAAUAAUAUAUAUACUUGUUUGGAAUGUCGUUAUAAAACCUAUUGUUCGCUUAAAUGCAUAGAAAAUGACAAGGAUAUGCAUCAAUAUGAAUGCCCUGCUUAUAAAAACCUUUUAUUGCAUAUAUUAGAUGCACGAGAUCUCUAUCGUCUAUUUGUAAAACUGUCAAUUCAUCUUAAUAACAGUACAUUCGCUAGCAAAGUAUUUCGGAAUGUAACAUCGGCUGCAGAAGUUUUGGACAUCAUAGAAAGAAAUUCAGAGACAGAGGAGGAUUAUCAAAUGAAUUCAUUUAUGGGUAUAUUGCGAGACCGACCUAACUACAGUAAAUUACAUAGAAUGCAAUACUCCACUUUAGUAGCAACGGCAUUUCGCCUUUCAUUAUUUAUCGAAAGCAAAACAAAUAUAGCCGACAUUUUUUUUUCAAAACUUCAAAUUCCUAAAGCAGAAAAAACUGUAUUAAUAGGUGUCAUAUUGAUGCGUCUUCAUUGCAGCUUACUUUUAAACAGUUUUGAUUUUGAAUAUGUUGUUCCGCUAACGAAAGUUAGACCAAAGUGUAAAACAGUUCAUGAUCAAGUCUCAAGUUGGAUAAAUCUGGUGAAACCAAUUCGAGAAACAUAUACUGAAUUUAUUAAUGAACAUUAUAAUAUUACCAAUGCCGAACUAAAUGAGCUGCGAACACGGUACUUGGAACAAAAACAUGUUUUUGAACCUCUCGCUGCACCAGCGCUUGAACACUCAAAGUUGUGUAAUUCAAUUGUACGACCUAUCUCUGUCUUUAAAGAUAAACUAGCCGAAUUAUACUUUUGUCCAGAUGAUGUACAGUUGUUAAUUUACAGCGAUUUAGCUUCAAUUCCAAUUUCCAGCCGUUCCAUUAGUUUAUCUAUAGCUAAAAUGUCACGUUUGGAACGCUACAGAUUUGUGCAAACUUUCGCAAGUAAUUUUCACAAACACUUUUUUGGCUACUUUUUACGAAUGAGUACACGUUACAAUCAGGUUCAUCAGGUACUGUCAUUACAGUGCCCCACACUUAAAAAGUUCAAUCAUUCAUGCAUUCCUAAUGUGGAUAUUGUGAAACUUGAUAACGGCUUGGUAAUGGGAAAAACAUUACGUGACGUAAAAAGGGGCGAUGAGCUACUUGUUUCUUACAAAGCAAAUUACAUGCAUCAUACACGAGUGGAAAGACAGACUUUAUUGAAGCAAUUAAAUAUUGAAUGUCAUUGUGAAAUAUGCCAAGACGCUGCGGAAAACGAGCCUACUGAUCUACGUCAAGGAAUAUAUUGUGCAAAAUGUAAAGGACAAAUAAUAACGCCAAGUCAAAUAAAAUGUUCGCUCUGUGAAACCAAUUUCAACAGUUUGUUAUUGAAAUACAAUACAGAAAUAGCUCUACUCGAAAAAUCAAUCAGAAAUAAUAUGCAUCCUAAUGCUAAUGAAAGGACCCUGUGCUUGUUAUACGAAGCACUUUACUUACGUGCAAGGGCUAGCUACGUUCCUUCCAAUGAGUAUCGAAUUAAAGUGGAAUUAGGGCAUGCGAAAUAUCUGGCAUUAAAAAAUUUUGGACGACAAGCGUACUUUAUUUUGUUGGAAGUUAAAUCAAAUGUGACUUCCCAUUAUACAGAAGAUGUCCUUUGGUUUUCCUUUUUCUCUGAAAUGCUUUUGAUAAUCAAAAUCAUUAUGUAUUAUACUAUUGAAAAACAAAUUAACAAUAUCCCAGUCACCAAUCUUCAAGAUUUAUGUACAUUGGCUUUAUAUAUAAUUAAUGGAGGGCUUUCUUACAUAUGUCAAUCACAAAGUGAUAAUUCGGAAUAUUCUUCAUUAUUUGAGGAUGCUCAUUUAUUUUUAAAAUGGAGGUCAUAUAUUUAUCGCUGUAGCUCGGCAGGGAAUGUUCUUGACAAUGCUGAAGCGACAGAAAAUAUUGGAGGGGAAAUAAUUAGCCUUAUAAAGGCAAAUGCUACCAGAAUUUAAUAUUUAAGAUUGACGCAAGAGAGCCAUUAUUGAAUUAAUGUUUCAGUUUUUGAUUUUGCUUAUCCGUUCUAUUGAAUGUGUAACGUUUUAAUUACUAAAUCCUUGCGUAUAUCAGUUAUCUAGUUAUUUUGGUUAACAAAUGAAGUUAAAUUGAGA